UCACCAAAAGCAUUUCCACACCUCGUUCCACCGUUCAACAAAUAAGGCAUCAAAUGUAGAGGCACUUAGAAUACAGAUAUAUCGACGAUUUCAUUAAAACACUUAAUACGAAUGAACUGAGGACGGUGUAUAAACACCGUCGCCAAUCAGUAAAGAAGUUGAGAAAACAUCUUACAUUGUGUUUUACAAAUUGAUAGUAGAGUUCACUGCCUAAAAUUAAUAAUAAUUUGUAGAGAGAAAAGUAAAUUUAUACUAUUUAGAAAAUAUAUUUUAGGUAUUCAACUGAGUGCGAAAUUUGCUAGAACCUAUGCCAUUACAAUUUAUCUUGUAAUCUUCGCGUUUUGUCAUUGUUGAUGAAACUAAGUAUGAAAUGAGGAAAUGAUUAUAUAAAUGCAAAGACGGUAGACUUAAGACUUAACAGUGCAGAAUGGUUGACAUAGGUGCAGUACAAUACGGAGACAAUACGAAAAGAUUUACUGUCAGUCAUCUUCUAGAUUUACCUAGGAAUGGCUGUUGCUACAUGCAAGGAGAACCACCGACUAUACCACAAGCAGUGGACCUGGAAGACGGUGAUAAAACUGAAGAUGAAACAGGAGAAGGCGAAAAUCACAGAAAGAAGUCAAGAAGAAAUCGCACUACUUUCACAACUCAUCAGUUGAAUGCUUUAGAAAAGAUAUUUGAAAGAACUCAUUACCCCGAUGCUUUUGUGCGAGAAGAAUUAGCAAGAAAAGUCAAUUUAAGUGAAGCGAGAGUUCAAGUGUGGUUCCAAAAUCGACGUGCAAAGUUUCGCCGCAAUGAAAGAACAAUACUAGCUCAGAGAAAUCAGCUCCGUACAGCCCUGCCGAAUGUCGAGCAGCCGAUCGUUCCCCGCCCGACUCCAGUCCUGCCUUGGAAGCCUCCACAGACCUACUGCAGCGGUCCGUCCUCAGCGGGACCUUUGCAUUAUUCCUUGCCGAACUUUCCUCUUCGACAUCCCGAUUGCGGGCCACACCACCAUCCCGCACCGCUAUGAUUUUUGAGACAUUCGGUGCAUUUAUUAGUAUAAUAGUGAUAUGUUGAUAGUUAUGAAAAGAAAACUUUUGAAAUUAUCCAUAACCUUAAGAUUCUCGUUCAUCAAAAAGUUCAGCUUUAUAUAUUAUUACAGAUAUACUUACUUUAAAUAUUCUUCUCCAAUCCUAAUUCCACUUUGGGUUUCCUACUUAUGCAUAAAAUUUCUCAUUUUCUAUGCAAAAGGAAAAAUAAAACGAAGAACAUGAAAGGAAUUUACUUAAUUUAGCAUGUCAAUUAUUUAAACUUUGUCUAAAAAUUCUUUAUUCUGAAUAAAUCUUAUUCAUUUCUUCAGUUAAAUUUUACUAACUGAUUGGUUAUUCUUACUUGUAUGACUUCAGAAUUUUCAAUAAAUUAUUUGAUAAUAAAUCGUGUCUCUAAAUGUUGAAGAAAAUUCUUACCUGUAUGAUUUCAGAAUUUUGAAUAAAUUAUUUGAUAAUAAA
Molecule: messenger RNA, 1490 nt
Organism: Stegodyphus dumicola
Lineage: Eukaryota; Metazoa; Arthropoda; Arachnida; Araneae; Eresidae
Product: paired mesoderm homeobox protein 2-like
Biological process (GO): regulation of DNA-templated transcription
Molecular function (GO): DNA-binding transcription factor activity, RNA polymerase II-specific; DNA binding
Source: RefSeq, a predicted model, not a curated record